AUGCUUGACCCACCUCUCGAGAUCACCUGGUUUUACUCUGCCAUGACUUUCCAUACUUCGAAAUUGGGCCCCAAAAAUGAUCCUUCCACUCGAAUUCUUGUAGCUAAUGACUUGUUGAAUUUACUAAUUUCGUGUUCUAAUUUGAGCAGCGCAUCGAAAAAGAUCGCGCUGAUUGCACCUGUUGUAUACGAGCUGUAUAAUUUUUUGUAUGAUUUUUCAAAACAUGGGUUUAGUUUGAGAAUGGAGGUUGGAGAUUUGGUAGAGAAAAUGGUUAGCUAUAUUAUGGUAUACUGUGGUAUCGAUGAUUAUGCAAAUGGAAUUGUUGAGAUUGAUAAAUCAGUGCUGUGUUUUGAGGAUUUGGUUAGGGUUUGGACUGUUGACCGAGGUGGGGGGAGUUGUACAUAUGGGGAAGAUUUGAGGGUUUUUUUCCCCGUUUUGAGUGAUGGGGUUUGGAAUCGGAUGAACGCGAGGUCUGGGAUUGGGGAAUUAGCUGGGAUUGUCUUGUAUGAAGUGUUUUUGCUGAGGUUGUGUCUGAAAUUUGGUUCGGGUGGGAGUAGAGAGGAGUUGCUGAAAGAUACACAAAAUCUGGCUGUUCAGACUAUCAAGGGGUUUCAGAAUUUUUACUUCUUACAAAUGCUUCUCAACAUGCUGCUGGAACCAAGUUUACCUGUUUCCACCCUAUUGAGUUCUGAGGAUGCAAUUUUUCUACAAAAAGCACUAUAUGAUGCAGUGAUAUUGAUUGACCAUUCGUAUCUACAACGACAUAAAUGCAUUCAGUCAGUAGAUGGCUACUUGAGAAAUUUGGCUCUGGUAUGGUCAUUAGUUGCAGACAAUGCCAUACAAUUGGCGAGGGCAACAUGUGAUCAAACCAGGGUCAUUUCUUAUGUAAAUGCUUUCUCCGGAUCUUGGUUAGUGACAGAGCUAAUCAACUGUAUAACAGUCCAAGCUGGAAUGCAGGAGGAAAACAGUAGACCAAGCAGUCCAAAAGCUCUUAUCAGGUGGCUUUUAGUCCUUGAAGAUCAAGGGUUUAGAGUAUUUGAUCAUGAAACAUCAACUCUCCAUGCCAAAGCAGUAACAUGCAGCACAAGAAUGGACGGUGAGUUCCCUGAAAUCAAGCCCGAUGAAAAGAACCUGAAGCAGAAUAUGUUAGUAUACCCUGAAAAUGGAUGCAAUAAGGAUAAAAAAAUGGAUGGAUUGUCGAGCAAAGGAUUCCCAGCUUAUGUCUACACAAGGAACCCAAGGAUUGAUGGGUGUAGAAAACGGAAAGAUGGAUUAAAUGACGUACGAGAAUCAAGAGUGAAGCAUGUGAAGUACGAUUUUCUUGGAAGUUCUUUUUCAGAGAAACUUUUGCCCUUUCCAAAUGAUGAUAGAAUGUAUUGUGUGAAUGAGGUUAAGAACUUAGCAUCUGAUGAUGACAUGGAAGUAUUAGGAUGA
Molecule: messenger RNA, 1434 nt
Organism: Fraxinus pennsylvanica
Lineage: Eukaryota; Viridiplantae; Streptophyta; Magnoliopsida; Lamiales; Oleaceae
Source: the annotation of a GenBank genome assembly